CUCGAUUAUUGCGGAGCUCAGCUGGACGUUUCAGGCGGAAACUCGAAGCUGUUAAACUAGUCCCAUAGAGUAAUUAGUUUUGCUGCAGAUAUGAAUUUUAAAUUACGAGCUGCAACAAAAGACGACUGUAAAGAUAUAUCCAGAAUGAUAACGGAGCUUGCUGUUUAUGAAAACAUGCCUGACCAGGUGAAGAUAUCUCAUGAAGAGCUGGAGCGCGACGGUUUCUGCCAGAACCCCUUUUUCGAAUGCCUCAUUGCAGAAGUACCUGAAGAGCAAAAAUCUAAAGAAGGGUUUACAGUUGUUGGAUACGCUCUUUACUUUUACACAUACAGUACUUGGAUGGGACCAACAGUUUAUUUGGAGGAUCUUUAUGUGAUGCCGGAGUUUAGAGGAAAUGGGAUUGGCAAGGGUUUACUGUGUAAAGUUGCUGAGGUGGCGAAGAAGAAGCAGUGUGUGCGACUGCAGCUGUCUGUCCUGAACUGGAAUACCCCCAGUCGAGAUUUCUACGCAGCUAAAGGAGCCAAGGACCUCACUGCUACUGAAGGCUGGCACUUUAUUCGCUUUGAUGGACAAAACCUGGACAACUUAGUUAACGAGGCUCCUACAAAUUAAAUGUGUGUUGAGGAAAACACAUACCAUUUGCUUCUGUAUUUUAUCCUAUAAUAAAAAAGUAAUUAAAAAAAUAUCGGCCACGUCCUUCUCAAGAAUAAACAGAUUUUCAUAAUUGAA
Messenger RNA from Austrofundulus limnaeus, 729 nucleotides. RefSeq names its product spermidine/spermine N1-acetyltransferase family member 2b (gene sat2b). The record is from RefSeq and is a predicted model, not a curated record. The coding region runs from base 91 to 612 and encodes 173 amino acids. Lineage: Eukaryota; Metazoa; Chordata; Actinopteri; Cyprinodontiformes; Rivulidae. The transcript is spliced from 6 exons. Gene Ontology annotation, molecular function: N-acetyltransferase activity.